Molecule: messenger RNA, 8212 nt
Organism: Callithrix jacchus (white-tufted-ear marmoset)
Lineage: Eukaryota; Metazoa; Chordata; Mammalia; Primates; Cebidae
Source: RefSeq, a predicted model, not a curated record
CCUGGGCCCUUGGUGGUGUCCUGGCGGUGGGGGUCCCGCUUGCCUGGGCCCUGGGCUGUGCAAAGGGAGCCACGAGCCAGGGCUUGAGGCCAAAGCGGAUGGAGAGGGAAGGGCUCCCCGAGCCUGGCGUUCGGGCGUCGUUGUCCUUCCUUUUGCAGGGAGAGGGGGAGAGGUUGGCGCCGACCACAAGCCGGAACCUGCUGGCUCUGCCGCUGGUCGGUCGUGUCGGGGGAGGAAGUUGCUGCCCCUCGGUGUCCCUGAGUCUCGGUUUCCCCUCCAACAAUCAGUACGUUUCCCGCUGGGGCCGAGUGCCUGGCGCGGCGCUGGCGCUCUCCUGACUCAGUUUCCCCUUUUGUAAAAUCUGACAGCCCGCUCAACUCCGCUGAACACCUUUGGGAUCCGACGUGCGUUACUGAAAGCCCAGGACGGGGAAACUGGGUCCGGAGAGCGAAACUUUACCCGGCCCCUGGACUGGUCAACGUGGGGGAUUCGGUAGAACAAGACCCGGGGCUGCCCGCGGGAGGAAGCCGCUCUGUUUCCAGUCCAUCUGACCAACUGAGGAGAUCAUCAGAAAGGCUGGGACACCAACGGAUGACGCAGGAAUGGAGGAAUUUUCAGGCAUGGUGAAAGCAAGUGGGAGGGAAAACACUGAAGUGUAAUAUUCCAGAGUUCUGCUCUCUUGCCUGCUCUGACUCCAGCCAGCUGCCCUGCACCUAGAGGAACAGGAGGCCCUUCUCCGGGGCAUUGCACGCCCUGGGAACCAAAUGAGGUGGCCCUGGAACCUGGAACCCUCUCCUGGGGUCUGGAUAGGGAACCCUUUCUACUAUCAUUUUUCUGGUGAACCACGAAGGGACAAUACCAGAGAAACCACCGACCCAGAGGAAACAGACCACAGCACCGAUUGUCCGACCUUGGUUGGGCGGCAUCUUACAAAAUUCAGAGGCUUUUGCCUGUGGUUCCAUGAAAUGGAAAAGACGAUUGUCUUUUGUAAUGUGGCUUGGCCCCCAUAGCAAUGGCACAGCAAGCAGGGCCAUCAAAGCCACACAGAGAAAGGGAACCCAGAAGGCUGGCGAGCUGGCAAAGGGUAAGAAUUUCGUAUCAGUCAGGCUUCUGGCCUCCCUCUCUUUGUGCAAACUGGUUGAAUAAAUGAUAUAAAGUCACUGUCUGUCUCUCCUGCGGGGAAUUUGAGGAAUAAGCAAAAAGGUGGCUGGGCACGGUGGCUCACACCUGUAAUCCCAGCACGUUGAGAGGCCGGGGCAGGUGGAUCAUGAGGUCAUGAGUUCAAGAACAGCCUGGCCAACAUGGUGAAACCCUGUCUCUACUAAAAAAAAAAAAAAAUUAGGCAUGUAAUCCCAGCUACUUGGGAGGCUGAGGCAGGAGAAUUGCUUGAACUGGAACCUGGGAGGCAGAGGCUGCAGUGAGCCAAGAUCACACCACUGCACUCCAGCCGGGGCUACAGGGCAAGACUGUCUCAAAAAUAAAUACAUAAACAAAAAUAAAAACAAAAAGGAUUUGUGGGGGCUAGUCUUAAGCUUUAGAGAAUCUGUUUUACUUUGUGCUAUGAAUUUAUCUUUCUGUGUCAAUCUGCCCUAAAAAGAGGUAUGGUAGGAUAGAAUGUGGGCCUAGGACCCCUAUAAGCCUAUUAUUCAAGUUGGCCCAGCAAACUUGUCAAUUACAAACUUUGUGGCAGGUCCCUGAAAUAAAAACUACAUGAGGUUUCUGUCUUGUUUGUUUUAUGUCCUUGGGAGUUUAACCUUGUGACCAUGUGGGAGUUCUUUCUCUUAGUCUCCAUCAUCCAGAGGACAGGAAGCUGGAGGUUCACGUGAUAGCCGUAAAAAUUAUCCUGAGCCGUUGACAGCCUUUGCAAGCUUGAAAUUGGCUUCUCUAGUUUCCUUCCAGGAAAAACAACAAAAGCUAUCCAGUUCUGUGGCUCAGUAGCUAAGGCUUUGUCUUUUCACAGUGGGGUCCCAGGUUCAAUUCUCACCUUAGGGAAUGCGUCCUUUCUGGUUUAAUAUCUAUGUGACCUUUGCCAUUUGUUGAUUCUCUUCCCCUCCAUAAACAGCUUCUGACUUCUAAUUUGAAUUUUCUUUCUCUGAGCUAUCUUUGGCAAGUCUAGAUCUGGUAAAAACUGUUUAUCACCUCUUUGAAAAUACCUCAUAUACCUGGGUUAAGUCAUAAACUUAGUUAAAGCUUAUUGGUUUCACCUGGGAGGCUACUGUUUGUGACGUUCAGAAGCCAGAAAUAUUGGCUGUUUGUCCUGGCUGGAGUCUGGUAACAAUAUUUGGUUAGAAGUCAGCUUAAUUAAAAAUGGAUAUCCAAGCUAUACAUACAUUGAAAAGGCCUUUAUGGUUUUUUUUCUCUUCUUGGAUCUAAUUUUUCUGAAAAAAGUUUUUCUCUUCAGUCAACUGAAUUGUUUUCUCCAUUUUGUUUUCUUGCCACUCUUGAUGCCCCACCUGAGAAGACCUCAGAUGAAUUUUAAUAGCCUGGGACUCCUCGGGAAAAACAGGAGGUGCCACAGACCCCAUUUUGGGAGACACCUCUAUUUUCCUCAUGGACCCCCAGGAACUGAAAGCAGAUAGACCCCUCUCAAAAUCUAAGGCUCUGUUCUGUUUCGCAUUGUGUUAUCUGACAGUUUUGACUUUUGGAGAUACCAGAAAUCAGUUUGCAUUGUAAAAGAGCUUUUAGUCUUGCUGUGUAAUAACUAGGUGGGAAAUACAGUUUUAGGGAUGGCUAAUGGCAGUUAUGGGGGGAUACUUGGCUCUUUGCACAUUUGGAUCAGAAAAGCAUGCUCUUGGCCACCUAGAAGGUAUGGAAGCUCCCCAGCCUCCAUUGAGAGAGAAGACUCCCAUAGGGGAUGGGCUGAUUCCCUCUCUUUGGGACCCAGGAUCCAAUAUAAAAAUGGGACUCUAAUUUUGGGCAUCUGUUUUGCCUUCAGCUGCGCCUACUUAAUAGGCCUUAGAAACUGCAGGGUUUCCUGGCCCUGUUCUUUAAAGGGCUCCACCCUGAAGUCAGUAAUCCAAUUAAGAAACUUAAAAACUGGCAAAUGAAAAAUCUUACAACUACUGGAUCUUCUGUCUGUGUAUUUAUAUGUGUUGUGUGUGUGAUGUUGAUAUAUGAAAGAGCUCUGAUUAAUUGGCUUAUAAAUAAUAAGUGCUUAAACCAAAUAUUUUAUCAGAAAAAACAGAAACAGUAACACCUUUUGGUUCACAUGACUUCAAUAAUCUUUGGGAAAUAAAGACAGUUUUAAAGAUUACUUGUAAAAUUAAAAUAUCUUCAAAAUUUAGACAUUUGGUCUAAAUUAGGCAGGUCAGAUACUAGGUAUGCUAAAUGCUUCAAGGUCAUAAACUGCAUCAUUGACUUUUGAAAUUGUCCAGCUUACCUGCUUUGGGGUCAUUAGAUUCUAGAUAAGGCCUGAGCCUUGUCGAGUUAGCCACGCCCCCAGCUGUGCUGGAAAGAGUCAGACCUUAUCUGCCCUUCUGCCUGGUGUCCUAGGCUCCACACUUGGAACAUAAUUAAAAUGGCUUACUUACCAGGUUUUUCAUCAAAAAUAAAAGUUGCUAAGAGUUAACAUUGUAACAUAUGUAAUUGAGACUACUGGACAGACAGUUAUAUAUGCAAGGUGUGUAAGGGAAGUAGAAUGUACUUUUGGUAAGAUUAUAAGAAAGCAUGAGAAUGUAGAUGUUUCCCCCACUUUAGAGGGUUAAAGGAUUGUUUUAAGUUAGGUAGGAUAAAGCUGAAGGUUUGAGCAAGUUGUGGAAGGUUUGUGAAAGAUUAAUCUUGUAAAAGAAAUUCUGUGUGAAUCUAUUGGCUAAUGUUAAAGGGAUACUAUUCAGUUUUUUCAUAAAUUAAAUAUGGAAUAAAAGUAUAUGGGGUUUUCUUAGAGCACUGGUAUACUCUUUAACAAGAAAAUUGUAAAGGGCUAUAAAAGGUUUAUGAGGAUCUUACUUCAUGGUCAAACAUUAAAAUUGGAUAGAGUUGUCCGUAAGGCUUUAUUAUGAAUUGAGUUUGACAUUAAUAGCACACAAAUGCAAAGGUAAAAUUUGACUUUCUCUCUUGAACAAGAUUUUCAUGUGUUGCUGAAAAAUAAUUAAAGAUUUUUGUUUGCCUUUUGAAUAAGCUAUAGAAAAAAGAAGAAAAAGGAAAGAGACAGGUUUUUUUUUUGGGGGGGUGCGGGGGUGGUGGGGAAGCUAAGUAUUCCUUUCCUCCCAAAAAAGGAAGACUUUCUUCCCAAAAAAAGAAAGAGAAGAAAAACAGUGAGUAAAAGUUUUUGCCUUUAAAAACAUAUUUGAGAUGUUUUGGCCAAAUAUAUAACUUAUGGUGACCUGGGAUGCUAUUUUAUAGUAUCAAAUGUUUAAAAUUUUUGAUAUUUGACAAACUUUUCAAAAUCAAGUUCUAAGUUAUGCCUUUUUCUAACCUGAUUAGUCCUUUAGAUAUUAGGCCCCCUUAAGUCCAAAGAUGACGUAUUUGGCUUAUUUGGUACCUUAAAAUGAUACAGGAAACAUUGUCAAGUAUGAAAUUGUGUUUGGCUUUCUUUGGGCUGUAUUUGUAUGUAACUAUAUUAUUGUUAUGUGUUCCAAAAUUAUGGGAAACUCCUGUAAUUCUGAUAUGACUUAAUGUACAUUAUUAAUAAUAAUUAUAAUUGUUAAGUUAUUGUGUGCCACAGAGGUAUCCAAAUUUCCUACUCAAUGAUAUUAAUUUCUUUAACCAUGGCUGCCCUAAGCGUUUUUGUCAUCCAUAGACAAUUGUCUUUUCAUUAUCUUUUUUUUCCUCUUAAAUAAGGGGUUUAUAAUCAGCUGUAGGACUUUAAUGAGCACUUUUAAAUGCAGGGAGAAAGAAAACAACAUCCAAGACUCUCUGGGAAAACUAACACAUAUAUAUCAAACAAAACAGGAAUUAAUUGCAUAGACUGAACUAAUAAAAGACUGAAGUAAUCUUGUAUGACUUUUUGCUUGAAAUGUUGAUCUUUCUGUUUUGUUUUUCACAGUCAAGAAACCCCCUCUUUUUGAGCUAUUUUCAGCUUUUAAUUGUUGAAUAAAGUAUGCUCCUAUAAGGAGUAUAAAACAAGGUUUUUGUCCAAAAACAAAAUUGAGAAUAUUUUUUUUUCUCUCUACCUGAUUUCUCCAGAAUUUGGAAACUAUUUGUGAGUGUUCUUAACUUAUGGCAAUAUUGUUAUUUGCAUUAGUGCAGUAAGAAUCUGUUUUUCUUCUCUCUGUCUCUCUCUCUCUUUUCUUUCUUUUUGUAACAGAACACAAUUGGAGAAACUGGUUGUUUUACAAGGGUUUGACUGGAAUGGCAUACUUUCAAAUAUGAACAGACUGCUUUAAGGAAUGAAAGUGGACUAACAGAGCCAAUAAAAUUCCUUGGAAAAACUGGUCUCAUACCUUGUGUAUGAAGUCCCUGCACAUGGUUCCUGACCUGUAGUCACCAUGGGGACAGCCGCCCUGCGUCCCCUCUCGGCAGUGCUCCUGCUCUUUCUCCUGAUGUGUGAGGUCUCUGCGGUGGAGCUCACCUUAGACGGAGCUGUGGCCAGCGGCUGCCGACGGUGCUGUGACCCUGAGGACCCCCUGGUGCCUGACCAUGUGUCCGCUGCCUCUUCCUCCAUCCUCCCGCACACCCUGCCUGAGGUCAGGCCCUACAUUAACAUCACCAUCCUGAAGGGUGACAAAGGGGACCCAGGCCCAAAGGGUAUCCCAGGAUCCAGGGGCAUGGAUGGUCCUCAAGGAGAGCCUGGCCCGCAGGGCAGCAAGGGCGACAAGGGGGAGAUGGGCAGCCCCGGCCCCCCUUGCCAGAAGCACUUCUUCGCCUUCUCGGUGGGCCGCAAGGAGGCCCUGCACAGCGGCGAGGACUUCAAGACGCUGCUCUUCGAAAAGGUCUUCGUGAACCUCGAUGGGUGCUUCGACAUGAGUGCCGGCCACUUCGCCGCUCCCCUGCGUGGCAUCUAUUUCUUCAGCCUCAACGUGCACAGCUGGAACUACAAGGACACGUACGUGCACAUCAUGCACAAUGAGAAGGAGGUCGUGGUCCUGUACGCGCAGCCCAACGCCCGUAGCAUCAUGCAGAGCCAGAGCGUGAUGCUGGAUCUGGCCUCUGGGGACCGAGUCUGGGUGCGGCUCUUCAAGAGCCAGCGCGAGAAUGCCAUCUACAGCAACAACUUUGACACCUACAUCACCUUCAGUGGCCACCUCAUCAAGGCCGGGGACGACUGAGGGCCUCCGUCUGGGCCAUCCUCCCAGCAGGAGAGCUCAGGGGCUGGCCCCAUCCCCUGCCAAGGUUGGUUUGCAUCUUGGUGAAGCCGGAAGGCCAGGGAGGUCCCCGGGGACCUGGCAUUCUGGAGAGCCCUGCUUCUUUCUUGGCUGCUGCCGUCCCUCCCAGACUAUUUCUGCUCCUCUCUUCUCUCUUGGACCUAUUUUAAGAAACUUUCUAACCUAAUUAUUCUAGAACUUUUCCAGCCUCGUAGCCCAGCACUUCUCAAACUUGGAUGUGCACUGGGGUUCGUGUGAAAUGCGGAUUGUGACUCAGUCGGUCUGAGUGGGUCCAGGAUUCUGCGUUGCUAACACAUUCCUGGGUGAUGCUGUGCUAUCUAUCAGUCUGUGAACCACACUGGAGCAACCAGGUUCUAAAACUUUCUCAAUAUUCUGAACAUUCUAGAAUCCUCCACACAUUCUAGAAUAUUCCCAACUUUUUUUUUUUUUUUUUUUGGAGACAGGGUCUCGCUCUAUUGCCCAGGCUCGAGUGCAGUGGUGUGAUCUGGGCUCACUUCAACCUCUGCCUCCUGGGUUCAAGCGAUUCUCCUGCCUCAGCCUCCCUAGUAGCUGGGAUUACAGGCGCCCGCUAACACGCCUGGAUAAUUUUUGUAUUUUUAGUGGAGAAGGGAUUUUAUCUUGUUGGCCAGGCUGGUCUCAAACUCCUGACCUCAGGUGAUCCACCUGCCUCAGCCCCCCAAAGUGCUGGGAUUACAGGUGUGAGCCAUCUCUCCCAUUUUUAAAUCCUCUCAUCCCUCCAGGGCUCCCUGUGCUAUGUUCUCUUUGCCCCUUCCCCCUCUUCUCUUGCUCACACCUGCACUGCCACAGCCACCAUUCAUUUAUUCACUCAUCAAACACUGAGCACUCACUCUGUGCCGGGUCCCAGGAAGGGUGAGAGAGUCAGACACAGGCCCUGCACCUGCCUCAGUGACCGGCCAGUCCAGCCCAGGUAGGGAGGGAUGUGUAUGCAGGUUUUGAAGCAGAUCCACAGCUCACACGGGUCUGUUCUGGGUGUUCACGUGCUGCUGGUCCUCCAUAACCCACUGCUCCCCAAGGCAGGCAGGACGGGGUCCCAGUGGCAGGGGCAGGUGCCCCCCGCCAUGUUCCUCAUCCACCUGCUCAAUGUCCAUUGUUAAAGCAAACCCCGGGGGCCUUCUCCAGGUCAAGGAUUGUGAGUAGAGGACUCAGGAGUGUGGGGGCUUUUGGGGGUGAAGGGGCCCCUGAGGAAUGGAGCCCACACCCAUAGCUCCCCCGACAGUUGAUAUGGCAGCCUGUGAGGAAACCUGCCCUUCUCACUGAGAUCCCCUUCCUGCCUCCUCCCAGGGAUCUGCCAGGGCCUUGCUCCCCUCCUUCCACCAAAGGCAUCUGAGCCUCAGUUUCCCCAGGACCUCCAGCUGCCCUCAGACGCUGAUGUCUGUCCCCAGGUGCUCUCUGCCCCUCCUUCCCCUCUCACUGGCCCAGUGCCCUGACUCUGUAGGCUUUAUCAAGGUGCUAAGGCCCCAGUGGACAGCUGCUCACCUCAGAGCCCUCCCCCGGCCUGGUGCUACCGCUACAAAUACCUGCAGGGGAAGGGCCAGGGCGGAAGCCCCAGGCUUUGGAGCCUUCAGCAGGUCUGGGGAGCUGAAGCAGUCUAUAUUCCGUUCACUGGGAGAGGCUGAGGCAGAGGAGGGACCUCGGGCCUUCUGUUUCUUCUCUCAGGGUGGGGUGGCCCUUCCAAACCCAGGUGGGCUGCUCUUCUCCCUAGAGGGAGGCAGCCUCUGCCCAUUGGUGCUCAUGCGGACUCUGGGGCCGAGGUGCCCGGGCCGGGGGUGGGAGGGUGGUCUCUGGUGCUCACAGCCAAGGGAGGUGUAGCUCCAUGGCCAGAUGACAGAAACAGCCUGACAAAUGCCAGGAAAACUGGUGCUAUCGACCACCGCGUCUGACCUUGCCCUGUCCUUCUGUCCAGCAUGAUUAAACAAUGCUGUCUCCUC